UAAUGGGGGAUGAAGUUCUGCUGCAUGGAACAUUUCAUGCGACAAUAUACGAGGUCGAUGGGGUUUCCAGGGGAAGCUGCUCCUCCUUCUUCCACAAGCACGUGGUUGAUCAAGAUUCGGGAUCUAGCCCGUGUUCUUUUGGUGAGGUUCAGUGCAGUUCUACUUCAAUAACUUGUUUUCUUACAUAUGACAUUAAUCAAUCCUCUGUUCCAUCGUCGGAAUUUGAAUAUGCAUAAAUAUAAGCCAGGUUGUUUCACCUAGCUAGUUUCUUAAGUCUGCAAGUUGAACGCUAGAUGCAUGGAUACGUCAGGCCCUUUGAAUGAUUGAGUAAUACAUCGUGUGCGGGGUUCUCGUCAUUAAGCCAACCCGGGCCCCCGUGGAAACUUAAAUCAAGAAAACUAUGAGGAAUCGACUCCUUGUAGUUGUAGGAUUUAUUUCAGCCAUUGCUAUAAUUACAUCGAUGAUGGAGAACCCAUUUUAUUUCUGCUGCCAGCAGCUGACAAAGAAGUUUGAGAAAUGUGUUGGGCUGGGAAAAGGAAUCUUCAGGCUUUAUACCGCGAUUGACUUGGGAAAAGCUCGAGUGUGCCGAACAAGGCUGAUCGAAAGUGCUCGCUGCAAUCCCCAAUGGAAUGAAUCGUUCCGAGUGUACUGCGCGCACAUGGCCUCUCACAUCACCUUCUCCAUCAAAGAGUUCGAUCAUGUGAGCACAAAAGUGGUUGGAACCGCAUCAAUCCCAAUAGGAGAUGAGCUUCUUUCAGGAAAAGAGGUUGAUAGGUGGCUCGAGAUCUCCAAGAGGAAGUCUCUUCACCACAGGUCGAAAAUCCACGUGAAACUGAGGUUUGAUAGUGUUGAUAGGGACCCGACCUGGUCCAAGGGAUUAGGAAAUUCGGCAUUUUCGGGAGUUCCGUACACAUUCUUUCUGCAAAGGGAUGGUUGCAGAGUCUCUCUUUAUCAAGACGCUCAUGUUCCUGAUGGGUUUACCCCGACAAUUUGUCUCCAGGGGGGGCAACAUCAUCAGCCUCAUCGAUGCUGGGAAGAUAUAUUCGAUGCAAUAUCUAAUGCCAGACACUUAAUUUAUAUAGCGGGCUGGUCUGUUUAUCCACCCAUCACCUUACUUAGGGAUCACUUACGGAGGAAAAAGCACGGGGAAAACCAGAAUGCAGCACUAACUUUAGGUGAGCUCCUUAAGAAGAAAGCCAGACAAGGUGUUAGGGUCCUCGUGCUUGUUUGGGACGACCGAACUUCCGUUAAGCUGCUAAAGAAGGAUGGAGUUAUGUCCACCCAUGAUGAAGACACAGAGAGUUACUUCCAUAACUCAGGGGUCCAAUGCGUGUUGUGUCCACGGAAUCCCGAUGGCGGGCAGAGCCUUGUGGAGGACAUUGAGAGCGCGACAAUGUUCACACAUCAUCAGAAGAUAGUAGUCGUGGAUGCUGAGGAUGUUCAUGGAGGUUCGGGGAAGAGAAGGAUUGUCAGCUUCAUCGGUGGCAUUGAUCUCUGUGAUGGGAGAUAUGAUACUCCCUCGCAUUCCAUUUUUAAAAGUUUGGGAUCAACUCAUAGCAAAGAUUUUCAUCAACCAAACUUCCAUGGAGCCUCAAUACACAAGGGUGGCCCCCGCGAACCUUGGCAUGAUGUCCAUUGCCGGCUCGAAGGGCCAGUAGCAUGGGAUGUGUUGGUCAAUUUCGAACAACGUUGGGGAAAACAAGGCCGGAAGGACAUGCUUCUUAAGUUGGACGAUCUCGAAAGUGUCUUCAUGAGCCAGUCAGAAAGUGCAUUCUCUGAAGACCCUGAGACAUGGAAAGUCCAAUUAUUUCGGUCGAUUGAUGGCGGGGCAGCCCUGGGGCUUCCGAGCACGGUUAGUGAAGCAACUCAACGCGGAUUAGUCCUUGAUCGAGGAGGAGUCAUCGAAAGAAGCAUCCAAGAUGCUUAUGUAAACGCCAUCCGACGAGCCAAAAAUUUCAUCUACAUUGAAAACCAAUACUUCCUCGGAAGCUCGUUUUGCUGGAAAAACUUGAAUGACCCUGAGAUCGAGGAUGCUGGUGCCAGGAAUCUGAUCCCGAAGGAGCUUUCCCUCAAGAUAGUGAGCAAGAUCGAUGCUGGAGAAAGAUUUGCUGUGUACAUCGUGAUUCCAAUGUGGCCCGAGGGAAUUCCUGAGAGUGGAUCGGUCCAAGCAAUACUGCAUUGGCAGAAAAGGACGAUGGAGAUGAUGUAUAGCGAUGUUGUUAAGGCCUUGAAAGGAAAGGGGAUCAAAACAGAUCCAAUGGACUAUUUGACAUUCUUCUGCUUGGGGAAUAGAGAAGCUCAUUCGAGUGGUGAGUAUGCCCCGGAGAAUAAACCGGAAGAUGGUACUGAUUACAAACGAGCUCAGGAAAAUCGACGGUUCAUGAUCUAUGUUCAUGCCAAGACAAUGAUCGUUGAUGAUGAAUACAUAAUCAUUGGAUCUGCCAACAUCAACCAGAGGUCGAUGGAUGGAGGCAGAGACACUGAGAUCGCGAUGGGAGGCCACCAGCAGCAUCAUCUGGCCAGUGAUGAUAACCCCGCGAGGGGACAGAUAUAUGGGUUACGGAAGGCCUUAUGGCACGAGCACAUCGGUGAGCUUCAUGACAUCUUCGAUGAACCCCAGAGCUUGGAAUGCAUCCGUAAGGUGAAUGAGAUAGCCUCCAGAAACUGGGAUCUAUAUACCUGCCAAAAAGCGGAAAGCGACCUGCCAAGUCACCUGCUUAAGUAUCCGGUGGCCGUUUCCGACAAUGGAGAGGUAGUGGAGUUUCCCGGAAUGGAAUUCUUUCCGGAUACUAAAGCGAAGGUCCUCGGAUCCAAAUCACACUUUCUCCCAGCCAUCCUCACUACUUAGAUGAAAUUCAGGAUCAUUGUAUAGUUCGAUUUUAGUUCCCGAUUCAUUCGUUGUUUCUUCAUCUAUCCAUAGCUAUACAUUGAAUUGAAUUUCUCCCUGUCGAUAUAGAUCCAACAUUUUUCUGUCCUUUAAGUUUACUAUUGAUGUCAAUGUAACUUAAACAAAUUGAGUACAAGGAUUAUAAGUUGGC
Molecule: messenger RNA, 3038 nt
Organism: Punica granatum (pomegranate)
Lineage: Eukaryota; Viridiplantae; Streptophyta; Magnoliopsida; Myrtales; Lythraceae
Source: RefSeq, a predicted model, not a curated record